This is a messenger RNA of Camponotus floridanus (Florida carpenter ant), 2819 nucleotides long. RefSeq names its product putative ammonium transporter 3 (gene Amt). Gene Ontology annotation, molecular function: ammonium channel activity. The coding region runs from base 440 to 1990 and encodes 516 amino acids. Gene Ontology annotation, cellular component: membrane. NCBI's taxonomy places the organism in Eukaryota, Metazoa, Arthropoda, Insecta, Hymenoptera, Formicidae. The record is from RefSeq and is a predicted model, not a curated record. The transcript has 11 exons. Gene Ontology annotation, biological process: ammonium transmembrane transport; ammonium homeostasis.
AGAUUAGUAUUAUAUAUUAUAUUGUACAUGAUUUUAACAUUACUUAAUUAUGGGAAGGACGAAGACAAAUUGUUAGACAUGCAAGUGAGAAGAAAAAUUUCUGUAAUGGCUAAAUGAUGUGAGGCCAAUAAAAAAAAUUAAAACACGACAAAAAUGCCAAACUUUUUUCUUAUUAGAUUUUUUAGAUUUGUAUUUUUUAAGCUCGAUAUAUUAAUCUUUUCCUUUUAAUAGAUUCGCUUGAUCAGUUGCUGACAGAAGCAACAUUCAAUAUACCGAUUCUAGACUUGUUUUGCCCGAACAUUCUAAAUUUUUAACUUGUUUGUCCCCCGAACACUUCGCGCUCAAUGUAUACUUGAAGAACGAACAGUAGUCAACUUUCUUCUAGUUAGAAGACAUCAGUAGUUAAUUUUCUUCUACUAACGAAAAAAGUUUGAAUAUUAUGGAAAUGGCAAGUUAUGAAAAAAAUGAUACAAAUGUUACCGUUGAUAGAUAUAUUAGUCAAUUAUAUAAUCUUAGUCAAGAAGACAGCAACUGGAUCGUCACGAGUUCUUUUAUGAUUUUUACAAUGCAAACAGGAUUUGGAAUGUUAGAGUCCGGUUGCGUCUCUUUGAAAAAUGAGGUCAAUAUUAUGAUGAAGAAUGUAGUCGACAUAGUCCUUGGUGGUUUAACUUAUUGGAUUUUCGGAUUUGGACUCAGUUUUGGAUUAUAUGAACCCAAUAAUCCUUUUGUCGGUAUCGGAGGUUUAUUCAUAGAUCCUCCUAUCGAAGAUGAAUACAUGGGUUCUAUUUGUGCCGCGUUUUUAUUUCAAUUAAGUUUCGCCACCACCUCCACGACCAUCGUUAGUGGUGCUAUGGCUGAACGAUGUAAUUUUAAAGCGUACUGUGUCUUUUCGUUUCUAAAUACUAUUGUGUACUGCAUACCAGCCGGAUGGGUAUGGGGUGAUCACGGCUUUCUGAAGAACAUUGGAGUUGUCGACAUUGCUGGCUCAGGGCCAGUACAUCUUGUCGGCGGUAUUUCAGCACUGGCUUGUGCCAUCAUGCUCGGUCCCAGAAUAGGUAGAUAUGAUAACGGCAUCGAUCCUCUGCCGCUCGGAUGUCCCGUUAAUGCGAUCAUGGGACUAUUUGUAUUAUGGUGGGGUUGGUUAGCGUUUAACAGUGGUAGUACAUACGGGGUAACCGGCGAACGAUGGCAAUAUGCCGCUCGAGCAGCCGUUUCUACGAUGAUGGCCAGUAUGGGUGGUGGUCUGAUCGGUUUGGGAUUCAGCUUGACUAAUCCGAAUGGAAUCGAUAUUCUUAGUCAGAUAAAUGGUAUCCUUGGUGCACUAGUGGCGGUUACCGGUGGAUGUUUCUUAUAUAAAGCCUGGGAAGCGAUAAUAGUUGGGAUGAUAGGUGCUUUCAUCACAUGUAUUGCAAUGCCAGCGUUAGAUAGAUUUCAUAUAGAUGAUCCUGUUGGAGCUGCUGCCACUCAUGGUGCAAGUGGUGUCUGGGGAGUUAUCGCCAUCGGCUUAUUUGCUGAUAAUCCGUAUCCUCUAGAUACCACAAGUGGAAGGAAGGGUUUGUUCAAAGGAGGCGGCUGGUAUCUAUUAGGAAUACAAAGUUUAUCCGCGCUUUGUCUAGCUGUUUGGAGUUUUACUAGUUCUAUUUUACUACUCUGGAUAAUAGACAAGAUAAUACCGAUUAGAAUGUCGGUUUACGAAGAAGUUCUCGGAGCAGAUCUUGUAGAGCAUAGAAUACGUCAUUCAAAAAUAGGUGUGAGUCGUGCCAUGUCAGCGCUUCGACCAUUUACUAUGGAGAAACAAUUGAAAAGUGUACCUCCUGUGGGUAUAAAUCCUGGUCAUGAUUCGUUUCUCGCUCAACAUAAGAGCAAAAAAUUAAUGAAUCUUUCUAAAAAACAGCCGCCAAAAAAAAUAACAAAAAAUUCUCAAAUUAAAACGAUUACAAAUUCCGCGAUAUCUGCAGAGACAAAGUCGCAUUUUGCUUGGGUGAAUUAAGAGAGAACUCGUAUAACACGAGACCUAUAUACUUCAUCGGAUUUAAAUUUAUUACAAAUGUAUAAACAUAUACACGUGCAUUAAUUUCGUCGCACAUUCCCUAAUAUGUCCGAAAAAUAUGUGUAUACGGAAGACACAUAUUCCUUAAUAAAUAUUUUUAAGUUCUUAUGCAUUCACACAUAAAUAAAUAUUGUUCAUGCACAUACACACGCACGCACACACGAUACAGAGAUAAAUGGACAUGAUAAACAAAUCACAGACAAACUGAAUUUUAAUAUGUAGCCUAUGGCACGGAUAUCUUUUCAGUUAAAUAAUUUUAAAAUUAUUUAUAACAUUAAGAUCAUCCCCGAUAAAAUAUCUAUGAUCAUUAUUCUCGUAUUAUAUUAAUGUUCAUUAUUAUAGGAAAUAAAAUAUUUCCAUAAAUAUUUGUGUCUUUAUAGUUUCAUAUACCAAAGACGAUUGUACAGAGAGAAAUUAGAUUAUAUUCUACUUCGUUUAUAUAUUGGCAGGAAUUGUCACUGAAAACUAUACAUUCAGUAUAUAUUCACAAAAUACCAUCCUUCUUUUUCCUUUUCAGAUAUUGUACUAGCGCAUGUUAAGAAUAUUUACAAUAUCAUUAUACCUAAUAUUUUUCUUGAAAUUUUGUUGCAAAUAAUACUUUAAAAUACUUUUCUAAACUGAUUUUUUAAAAUUUAAUACUGGAUACACAUGUAUGCAUGAAUGGGAGGAUUUAUAAAUAUUCUGGAAGAAUUUAUAGACUAGAAUAUCACACCUUUUUUAGAUUUACAUAAUGUAUAAGUAAAAUUCCGCGUAUUUUUUUUUCCUAAUU